Messenger RNA from Abrus precatorius (Indian licorice), 1278 nucleotides. RefSeq names its product zinc finger CCCH domain-containing protein 48-like. The coding region runs from base 1 to 1278 and encodes 425 amino acids. Gene Ontology annotation, molecular function: protein binding; metal ion binding. The transcript is spliced from 6 exons. The record is from RefSeq and is a predicted model, not a curated record. NCBI's taxonomy places the organism in Eukaryota, Viridiplantae, Streptophyta, Magnoliopsida, Fabales, Fabaceae.
AUGGAUAUAAAGGUCGCGAAAAGGACGGAACGAUGUGGUGUGACGACGUGUGUGUAUUGGCAAGCUGGUAAAUGCAACAGAAAUCCAUGCAGAUUUUUGCACGGAGAAUCACCACUGCCAUCUACACCUUAUCACGAUGCCAGAAGGCCCAAUACUGCUUAUCGUUAUUCAAGGAGGCCCCAUUUGUCUGAGAACACCUCCAAGUGUAACUCAAAGACAGUAUUGAUUAGAAAGAGUGCAGAUAAAGAAGAUGGGACAAGUGUUGCCAAGAGUUCUCAGAAGCCAUCACCAAUUAUAUGUAAAUACUGGAUAAAUGGCAAUUGUGUACAUGGUGAACGGUGCCGGAAUUUACAUUCAUGGUUUUAUGGUGAUGGGUUUUCCACAUUGGCAAAGCUUCAAGGCCACAAGAAGGUCAUCACUGGGAUUGCCCUUCCAGUUGGGUCUGACAAACUUUAUUCCGGCAGCACUGAUGGGACAGUUCGUAUAUGGGACUGCCACAAUGGUCUAUCUGCAAAUGUGAUAAAUCUUGGGGCUGAAGUUACCUCUUUGAUCAGCGAGGGGCCAUGGAUUUUUGUUGGUGUGCGAAAUGCUGUCAAGGCUUGGAAUAUUCAGACUGCUUCAGAAUUUACUCUUGAUGGACCUAAAGGACAAGUCCUUGCCAUGGUUGUUGGCAAUGAUACACUUUUUGCUGCAGCAGAGAAUGGUGAAAUUUCUGCUUGGAGAGGCAGCUCUAGCUCUGAAGCCACGACCCCUUUUGACCCAGUUGCUUCACUAACUGGCCACACUAAAGCUGUUGUUUGCCUGGCUGUUGGAGGCAAAAUGCUGUUCUCAGGGUCCAAGGACCAAAGUAUAAAGGUUUGGGACCUUGAUACAUUACAGUGUAAAAUGACACUCAAUGAGCAUACUGACGUGGUCACAUCCCUUAUUUGUUGGGACCAUUAUUUGUUAUCAAGUUCAUCUGACUGCACAGUUAAAAUCUGGGUUGCCACUGAAGAGGGAACUUUGAAGGUGACAUAUACGCACCGAGAGGAAAAUGGUGUUGUUUCACUCUUUGGGAUGCCUAAUGCAGAAGAGAAGCCAAUAUUAUUUGUCUCGUGCAGAGACAAUUCAGUUCGCAUGUAUGAGUUGCCAUCAUUUUCAGAGAGGGGUCGAUUAUUUGCAAAGCGAGAGGUUCGAUCAAUGGAGUUAGGUCCCGGUGGUCUCUUCUUCACUGGUGACGGGACUGGUUUGCUGACGGUUUGGAAAUGGUUGGAAGAAUCCAAGAUGGCUUCCUCUUAA